Messenger RNA from Herpailurus yagouaroundi (jaguarundi), 1796 nucleotides. It is a transcript of the gene PEF1, whose product is annotated as penta-EF-hand domain containing 1. The transcript is spliced from 6 exons. The record is from RefSeq and is a predicted model, not a curated record. NCBI's taxonomy places the organism in Eukaryota, Metazoa, Chordata, Mammalia, Carnivora, Felidae. The coding region runs from base 106 to 1122 and encodes 338 amino acids. Gene Ontology annotation, biological process: COPII vesicle coat assembly. Gene Ontology annotation, molecular function: calcium ion binding.
GCGACGGACACCCAAUUAGAAGCGUGCCCGCCCCCCCAGGCCCAGGCGGGGCAGGUUUAGGACCGGGAAGCUCCGCCCAACGCCGGCGUGUGACGUCGAGUCGCCAUGGCCAGCUACCCGUACGGGCAGGGCUGCCCAGGAGCUGGAGGACAAGCGCCCGGAGCCCCUCCGGGUAGCUACUACCCUGGACCCCCCCAUGGUGGAGGGCAGUAUGGCGGUGGGGUACCCCCUGGUGGCAGUUACGGCGGGGGUCCUGCCCCCGGGGGGCCUUAUGGACCACCGGCUGGUGGAGGGCCCUAUGGACACCCCAAUCCUGGGACUCCAGGAGGACUAUAUGGUAGUGCGGCCCCAGGGGGUCCCUAUGGCCAGCCACCUCCGAAUUCCUACGGUGCCCAGCAUCCCGGGCCUUACGGACAGGGACCUCCUCCAGGUGGUGUUCCUCCCAACAUGGAUCCUGAGGCUUACUCCUGGUUCCAGUCCGUAGACUCUGAUCACAGUGGCUACAUCUCCAUCAAGGAGCUGAAGCAGGCUCUGGUCAACUCCAACUGGUCCUCGUUCAACGACGAGACGUGCCUCAUGAUGAUAAACAUGUUUGACAAGACAAAGUCAGGCCGCAUCGACAUCUAUGGUUUCUCGGCUCUGUGGAAGUUCAUCCAGCAGUGGAAGAACCUCUUCCAGCAGUAUGACCGGGACCGCUCGGGCUCCAUCAGCUACACCGAGCUGCAGCAAGCUCUGCUAGAAGGCAGUUUCCUUCCCAACCCUGGGAUCCAGACCACGCUAAAAGUUGCAUUCGGCUCUGUCCCAAAUGGGCUACAACCUGAGCCCCCAGUUCACCCAGCUCCUGGUCUCCCGCUAUUGCCCGCGCUCUGCCAACCCCACCAUGCAGCUAGACCGCUUCAUCCAGGUGUGCACCCAGCUGCAGGUGCUGACCGAGGCUUUCCGGGAGAAGGACACAGCUGUACAGGGCACCAUUCGGCUCAGCUUCGAGGACUUCGUCACCAUGACAGCUUCUCGGAUGCUAUGACCCAGCCCAUCUGUAGAGUGGAGUGUACCAGGGGCCUUUCCUGGCCCCUUAGAGCGGGAGAGGCAUGCGGGCCUCUCCGCUUUUCCUGUCCCUCCUAGAAAAAGAUUCUCCCUUGCCUGAUGCAGCGCUGUUCCCGAAGAGGGCUGGGAGUCUUGUGUCAGUCACCAAAUAGCGGGGACCUAGGCUGAGGCCACACAGGAGGUGGCCAAAGAGAGGACUGGACGUUGAAUGCCCUUGGAGCCCUGAGUAUUUCAAUGGCCCAGCCUCGUGCCAGGAGCAGAAGAUGCCAGUUAGUGUCCAGUCCGCUGGGCUCUAGCCUCUAGCUGUCACUUCUCCGCCCUGACACCAGGGGUAAGUGAUCAUCAGCCUCAUGCCAUUAGCACCUGAGUCCCUUCACCCAUACCGUCUUGUCAGAUGAACCCAGUUUCUCCAAAGUGGAAGCUGACCAAGCACGAGGGAGGUUUGUCCGCGGGACCAAGUGGCUUGGAUUCCACCACCCCGUGUCCCCAAAUCCCCGUGUGUUGUCUUGUAGCUGCCUGGCUGCUGGCCCUGAUCGGGGGCUUGGACCGCCUGCUCUCUGGGCACCCUUGGCCAGGCUACCCCUCUGCAGCUCGGACCCCUCACUUGCCUGCCAUUCUCUGCUCGGCUUCAAUCCCCAGGGGACAGUUGUCACCUCCCACUGCCAAUGCUGUUUUUUUAAGUUGUGUGUUUUUUCUUUCGGGGCCAAAAGUUCAGUGAAACUGUAAGCUCAAUAAAAGGACAGAACUCUGGA